Brassica oleracea var. oleracea is the source of this 1452-nucleotide messenger RNA. RefSeq names its product probable protein phosphatase 2C 60. Gene Ontology annotation, biological process: protein dephosphorylation. The record is from RefSeq and is a predicted model, not a curated record. NCBI's taxonomy places the organism in Eukaryota, Viridiplantae, Streptophyta, Magnoliopsida, Brassicales, Brassicaceae. The coding region runs from base 238 to 1296 and encodes 352 amino acids. Gene Ontology annotation, molecular function: protein serine/threonine phosphatase activity; cation binding. The transcript is spliced from 11 exons.
CUUGUUCCCUCUAAUCAUUCCGAUCUUCAGAUUUCUACUGGUCUCGAGCCAGAGAUGUGAGAGAGACCAUCACGUACCUCUCUUUUGAUCCAUUGAAUUGCUUGCUGCUAAUCUAAUUCCGGUUCUGUUAUACUAUAUACCACUAGUGUUAAACUCUAAUCUUGAUUCAAGCCUCUUUGUUGGAUUAAGAUCACAGAUUCACAGGUCCCUCAGAUCAAAUUUCCUCAAAAAAAAGAGAUGGGUAUAUACCUUAGCUCCCCCAAAACGGAUAAGUUUUCAGAAGAUGGAGAGAAUGAUAAACUUAGAUAUGGUUUGUCCUCUAUGCAAGGCUGGCGUGCCACCAUGGAAGAUGCUCAUGCUGCAAUUCUUGAUCUGGAUGAUAACACUUCCUUCUUGGGUGUCUAUGAUGGCCAUGGAGGUAAAGUUGUUUCAAAGUUCUGCGCCAAGUAUCUACACCAGCAGGUUCUCAGUGAUGAGGCAUAUGCAGCUGGAGAUGUAGGGACUUCUCUUCAAAAGGCUUUUUUCAGAAUGGAUGAGAUGAUGCAAGGACAGAGAGGAUGGCGAGAACUGGCGAUACUAGGUGACAAGAUCAAUAAGUUCAGCGGAAUGAUUGAAGGGUUUAUAUGGUCACCAAGAAGCGGUGACAGCGCUAAUAGACCUGAUGCUUGGGCCUUUGAGGAAGGGCCUCAUUCUGAUUUUACUGGACCUAACUCUGGGAGCACAGCAUGUGUGGCUGUUAUCAGACACAAUCAGCUCUUUGUUGCAAAUGCUGGUGACUCACGUUGUGUGAUAUCCAGAAAGGGUCAGGCUUACAAUCUUUCUAGAGAUCACAAACCAGAUCUUGAAGCUGAGAGAGAAAGGAUAUUGAAAGCUGGUGGCUUUAUUCACGCUGGUCGUGUCAAUGGAAGCUUGAAUCUAGCAAGAGCUAUCGGUGACAUGGAAUUCAAGCAGAAUAAGUUUUUGCCAACUGAAAAGCAAAUCGUUACCGCCAGUCCUGAUGUAAACACUGUUGAACUCUGCGAUGACGAUGAUUUCCUUGUUCUUGCCUGUGAUGGAAUUUGGGACUGCAUGUCAAGCCAACAACUCGUUGAUUUUAUACAUGAACAGAUGAAUACGGAAACCAAACUCUCAGUGGUAUGUGAAAAAGUUCUAGAUAGAUGCUUGGCUCCAAACACAGCUGGUGGUGAAGGCUGUGAUAACAUGACCAUGAUCUUGGUUCAGUUCAAGAAGCCUGUUCAGUCCACAGAACCUAGCCAAGCUGAAGCAAGCUACAAUGAGCCUAGCUCAUCAAACUAGCCCCAUCCUCUGAGUCAAGGAAGAUGAUGACAUAUAGUAGUUUGGUUCACAUUGUAAAUUCUUUUGAAAGACAUUAAUAGCACAAUCUGACUUUCCUGAAGGUUAGACUUUUGUCCCACGAGUUCCAAUAAUACAGAAGGAAUGAUUGACUUGUUA